UGUACCCACCCCCACCUCCCCCUUUAACCUACACACAUGCACGGCUUCGCUAGCAGGCUAGCCGUCAACAUAUCCGAGUUUCUCGUCUUCCCCCAAACACAACUCCAAUGUUUAGCCGCCGCUCGCUCAUGUGCGACUCGCUCCUGCCGCUGUCAGCCGGCGUCAGCUGUGCUGUGCCCCGGGACGCGGCCAGCCACGAGCGGCCGCACUCAUGACGACCCCCGCCGCUCUCCCCCGUCACACGGACGCCGUUCGGUGAGCGCAGGACACACACCGGAUACCGACGAGGCAGAAUGAAUCUCUCAACACCUGCCUCCACGGUCCCCUUCAUCCUCUGACACCGCCUUCUUUUGCCCAUCUCUUCCUCCUCCUGUGCCACUCCUCAUCCACACCUUCAUCUUUGGCGCAGAGGGACCACGGCGCCCCUCCUACAUCAUGGCAGGGGAGAAAGGGCCAAUGAAGCGAAGCACCAUGGACAUCAAGCGCCUGGCGAGCCUAAUCCAGAGAGGCACAGUUCGCUUGCUGGUGAUAGACAGCAGGACGUUUUCUGAGUACAAUGCUUCGCACGUGCAGGGAGCAGUCAACGUUUGCUGCUCCAAGCUUAUGAAGAGACGGUUGCAGCAAGACAAGGUGUCUGUCACCGAGCUACUGCAGCCCAAUGGCAAAAUAAAGGUGGAGCUGGGCAGGAAGCAGGAAGUGGUGGUUUAUGACCAGAGUUCCAAAGAAGCUGGUCAUCUUUCCAAAGACGGCUUCGUGCACAUUCUCAUGGGGAAGUUGGAGGGCACCUUCCACAAAGUUUCCCUGCUUACUGGAGGCUUUGCCGCGUUCUCCUCCUGCUUCCCCGGCCUGUGUGAAGGGAAGCCGGCCACCGCUCUUCCUAUGAGCUUGUCCCAGCCCUGCUUGCCUGUGGCAAAUGUUGGGCCCACUCGCAUCCUGCCACACCUGUACCUGGGCUCACAGAAAGAUGUCCUCAAUAAGGAUCUGAUGGCGCAGAAUGGUAUAACAUAUGUGCUAAAUGCCAGCAACACCUGCCCCAAGCCAGACUUCAUCAGCGAGAGCCACUUCAUGCGCAUCCCAGUGAACGACAACUACUGUGAAAAAUUGCUUCCUUGGCUGGACAAGACAAAUGAAUUCAUUGACAAAGCUAAGGUGUCAAACUGCAGAGUCAUUGUGCACUGCUUGGCUGGAAUCUCGCGUUCAGCGACCAUCGCCAUUGCGUACAUCAUGAAGACAAUGGGCCUGUCAUCAGAUGACGCCUACAGGUUUGUAAAGGACCGAAGACCAUCUAUAUCCCCCAACUUUAACUUCCUGGGUCAGCUGCUGGAGUUCGAGAAAGGCUUACGACUACUCCAGGCGUUAACUUCAAGCUCUGAUGACAAGAUCCUUGAAGUCCACUCAAAGCAAAAUUCUGAUCUCAACGGUGUCAACACGUGUUUCGAGAUGAAUGGUCACCACAGUAACUAUGACUCAUCUGUGGUAGAGCCACAAAACCCACCAGAGCCCAAGGUACCGUCACCCACUUCCCUCCAACAAGGUUUCAACGGCUUGCACCUCUCUGCGGAGAGGAUCAUGGACACGAAUCGUCUGAAACGCUCCUUCUCCCUGGACAUUAAAUCUGUGUACUCCCCAACCAGUCCACACUCUGUUGCAAUGGCACCGACACACUCUGAAGACGUCCCCAAGCUGUGCAAACUGGACAGCCCCGAAACGGGCAGCGCCAACGGUGUCUGCUCUCAGUCUCCCGUCCUGGACAGUCCCUGCUUCUCAGACUCCCCCUUCCCAUCACCAAGCAGCGUGGGAAGCGUCGGAGGUUUGGGGCAAGGAGCAAGCGAGGGGGUCCGUCGACCUGGUUCUUCGGCAUCCAGACCCAGAAGAAAAGCCAAGCAUGGCUCAGGCAGUUCACCAAUCCAUUUCCAACAACGUCCGCCACAGUCCCUCAGCCUGCCUCUCGACCAUAAAGAUGAGAACUUGAAGAGUUCCCUGCUUCUGGCGCUGCCCUCUCUGCCCUCCAUUGGCUCUGGGACCAUGUGGACCAAACAUAGAGACACUGUCCAGGCUACCACGCCUGUUACUCCCGUGACCCCCACCACUGAUGCCCCCUGGCACUUCGGGGCAGAGGAGGGGGGUGAUAUGGAGCUGGGGGGCGGAGGCGACGCCGGAGGAACGGAGUCGUCCGUGAGAUUCGGUAGCAGCUCGGCGUACCUGGCGUUCGGAUGCAGCGAAGGGGUGCGGUUACGAGACAAACCGCCGAAGGAGAAACCCCCGACGCCGCAACGGGAAACGCGAGACUUCACGUCAUCCGGCACCGCAAACGGCGGCAGCUCGGCCACGGAGAAGCAGUUUAAGCGCCGCAGCUGCCAGAUGGAAUUCGAGGAGGGCAUCUCGGAGACGCGCUCCCGGGAAGAACUGGGGAAGAUUGGGAAACAGUCGAGUUUCUCUGGGAGCCUGGAGAUCAUUGAGGUAUCCUGACAGAUAAUGGACAUUAACAAAGCCGGAGGCAGAACGAGACCUCUUUAGAAGCACAGACUGUUUAAGACUCCAACUGAGAGACGGACAAAGAUUCGAACAGAGACAACGUGCUGUUUACCUGACCACAACCUUCUGAACUCUCUCACGGCAGCGAAGGGUGGACUGCAGGUACUGACCCUCUGCGGUCAAAGGGCCCAGAGCCCGUGUUGUGUUGCAUCCUUAUCAUGUAGAAUAACUUAACACGGAGCACAGACACGAACCGCCAGCCUCUGGUCAAGUGUAGAGUAGUUCCGAUGUUUAUACGACUCGCGAUCCGAGCGUGCCGCGUUACCCCGAAGCGUCCACCGGUUCGGUGUCCCCACAGCCUCAAGACCUCCUACGUUCUCGUCCAGUUCGGUCCGAUUGCGACAUCAUCCGCCUGAGCGGAGGCUUCGGAGCGCACGUCCCUGCGGCACAAGGCGAACGGACGGCACUCCGAUCAAAACAAAGACGAGGCCUCAGCUCACCCCCGCUCCCACCGGUGACCCUACAGCACAGUGACACCGGCUCCCUGGUUUCCAGCGUUAGCGGCAUCAUCGGACUAAGGUUUCAGGUCGCAGGCCCUCCCUGCCACUGCUCCUGAGCAUGCGCCACAAAAGGCUGGCAGCAGAAAGACUAAUAACUAUAUAUACACAAUAUGAAUAUACUGUAUAUGUAUAGCAACUCAAAAGGACUUUUAUGUUCACUUUUAAUUUAUUGGUCAUUCUGGUAAUGAGAUAUAAUAUAAGGUUUUGUGGAUUUAUUUCUUUUCUUUUGUUGAAUGAUUAUUAUUAUUAUUUGCUGUAUGGUAUUUAUGAACACUCAUCCAAAUACAUACAUUCAUCGGAUUCAAGCAAGCAAUAUGUGCUGUUCCUUCUUUGGGGAGACUUGGAGAAAUGCACCUUUCUGCUUUCCGGUCACCAAGUUCUAUUGUGGGACGGUGCAGACGACGCCAGUGAAAUCUGCGAUUAUGGCUUUAACACGUGAGCGUUUUGUGCACGACAUAGGGAGGGGCGUGCAUGACAACAACUUUAUGCAAACAUACGCACACUUUUUUGGAUCGACGAGUCACACACACACACACACACACACACACACACACCCUACACUGUAUGCACUUAUUUCUACACGGGCAAAGCCUCGGCCCACACGCCCACACACAUCUUUUUCUGUCCUCAGGGGAUCUUUCGGUGAGCCAAGCCCAGCACAUCAGCACAACACAUGGAAUUCUCUGACAUUUAUCGCUCUUAUUUCGCCCUCAUACUUUGAUUAAAAACAACAGUUUAAAAAAAAAAAAUGAAAAUGUUGCUCUCCUGGUGCGAGAUGCUUAUUUAUUCUUCGUGUACAACAUGUUGUCCUUUGACCCAUGACUAGCAUUUGACCUUGUGCUGCUACAACUUCUGAUAGAUUCCUUUUGUUUGCCCAAGGCUCAAUCAAGCUCCUGAGUCCCUCCUCCAUGUUGUUUUUAAAAUUGUUGUUAGGAUUAUUUAUAUGUAACAAAUACGAUGCAGGCUGUCCCAUUUGCUAAAUCUGUUAUUGAAUUUCUAUAUUAUUAUUAUUAUUAUUAUUAUUAAGUGGUUGUAAAUAGCAACAACACAUGGAAGAACACGGAGUUUUUAAGUGAAAAAUCCUGAUACCUAGGCUGCUUGAUGCUAAAAAUACCUCAGGUUCCAUUGAAAGGCUUUUCCUUCCCCUGUACAUGUUUUGUGAAAAUGAGACAAAAUACAGACAUGACAAAAUACAAA
Phycodurus eques (leafy seadragon) is the source of this 4232-nucleotide messenger RNA. RefSeq names its product dual specificity phosphatase 8a (gene dusp8a). Gene Ontology annotation, cellular component: cytoplasm. The transcript is spliced from 7 exons. Lineage: Eukaryota; Metazoa; Chordata; Actinopteri; Syngnathiformes; Syngnathidae. The record is from RefSeq and is a predicted model, not a curated record. Bases 436 to 2469 code for a protein of 677 amino acids. Gene Ontology annotation, molecular function: protein tyrosine/threonine phosphatase activity; MAP kinase tyrosine/serine/threonine phosphatase activity. Gene Ontology annotation, biological process: protein dephosphorylation; negative regulation of MAPK cascade.